Molecule: messenger RNA, 259 nt
Organism: Meloidogyne enterolobii
Lineage: Eukaryota; Metazoa; Nematoda; Chromadorea; Rhabditida; Meloidogynidae
Source: the annotation of a GenBank genome assembly
UCCUGUCUGCUUUUUGUGUCGAAUUAGCAUGUGUCUUAAAAGAAAUAUGGAUAAAAUCAACACAAAUAACCGUUUUUACUUGUGUUGGGGGAGUUUUCUUUCCAUUUGUAAGAAAGCUGGCCGCUCGUCAUUAAUAAUUAUUGUCUUGAUCCAUUUAUUGAUCAGUUUGAAGUAUCUUUUGUUUUCAGUCUUGGACUCGUUCACCGAUUGCUUGUCUUCACUCACCUUAUUCAAUGAUACAAAUUACCUAAAUUUUUGA